Molecule: messenger RNA, 1542 nt
Organism: Symbiodinium sp. CCMP2592
Lineage: Eukaryota; Dinophyceae; Suessiales; Symbiodiniaceae
Source: the annotation of a GenBank genome assembly
AUGCCCCAACAGUCCGAAGCCAAACUUCUCCGUGAGCUCACCGAAGUCCCUGCCGGCUGGCCCGUGGCGACCGUCAUCGACGCCUUCCUCGACUUGGCUGUUUAUCAAGGCUAUGCUUCUGCGGAUCGAGCUCGCGAGGUGCUGAGCCUGCGGCUGGUGGAGCUCUGGGCCUCGCAGCCGGAGGAGGCCGAGGCCUGGCUCGAGCGCUGCCGGGAGCGCUUUGCGGCGGAGCUCGCAAACAAGGUGCCGAGGCCGGAGCGGCUCUGCGAGGCGCUGCUCCAGCACGGAGCGGUCGAGUGUGGGAAGUACGAAGACGACCUGUGGCGCUUCUCCGAGGCGGGGCUCCUUCGAGGCGAGCUCCGCCCAGCAGCGGAGCGGGAGGACUGGGCGGCUUUGUACCUGCAGGAUCCCCUCAUCCGCGAUCGCUGCCUCGAGCUCGCGGGUCGGCUCGUGGCGGCGGAGAGCACGGAGACGGCGCGGAAGUGGCAGAAGCUCGAAGCAGAGCUGCACACAUCGCAGGAAGAGGCCCGAGGGCUACGUAAUCGCUUGGCUGCAGCAGAGGUGGAGGUGUGUGGCAAGGAUGCGGAGCUCCAAGCGGCGCAGCGCGACGGCGCCAAGUGCAAAGAGCAAUGCGAAGCGCUUGCAAACCGCGCAGCAGUUGCGGAGUCCGCCGUGGCGAAGAUACGUCAGGAGCUUCUUGAAGCGCAGGCCUCCCAACGGGAGGGCGGGCAGCUGGUCACCGAGGCCGUGCUUCAGGACCGGUGCGAGCAGCUCCAACAGCAGCUUGCCAAAGCACAGGGCCAGAUGCAGGUCUGCUGGGAGCAGAAGGACAUGCAGAAGCAGCGCAUCCGUGAACUCGAGCACCAGCUCUUUGGAUCGCUUCUGCCCUCAGGUCCCACUGUCGCCAACCAGCUGGGGUUGAGCCUGGCCGGCGAGGACGGUUCCGCUUCUUCAGCGUUGAGCAACUCCUCUUGGUUCAUGGUGAGCCGGGGCACCGUGAAGCCGCACUGCUUCAUGACGGAUGCCGUUUUCAAGACGCGUGGCUACGACGUGGACUUCUUCCUGAUGGGGAGGGACCUUCAGAAAGGGUCGAAGGUGGUGGCCGGAGACGAUGUAACGAUCCUUCAGGUGGUCAAGACGCCGGAGAUUUGCGAAUCCAGCGAGGUCGUCGAGUUGCGGGCAGGGGAUGCUGUGCUGCAGGUGACUCCAGACCACCUGGUCAAAACCGGCGAGCCGGAGGAGAGCGUCUACCGUGCGGCUGGCCAGUUGAAGGUGGGCGACCUCGUAAUGCUCGACUCGGGGGAGGCGGCAGCCUUGACGAGCGUCACUGUGCGCCGCAUGGACUGCCAGGUGCUGAAGAUCAUCUUUGAGCCGGACCUCCCUGUCGCCGUCUUCUCCCGUCCGACCUGUAUCCUCAGCUUGGGCCACAAGCGGAAGCCGCCCAUUCGCCGCGGCGGAAGGAGCCCGAAGGUGCCCAGGUCUGCAGAUGACAGCUUGGACAGAGCCUCCAUUCCAGACACGGCCGGCGACUGCAUGGACUAG